AGGCAUUAUGCUUUUAUCAUAGUUAUCACAUUCCAACCUCAACUACCUAUCCAACAACAUGAGCCCUUACACACUUGCCAUUCUCUCCCUUCUCUUUGGAGCCAUUUGGUGGUCAUUCCUCCACCACCUCCGUCGUCGAAAAAAUAGUCAAAAAAUUUUACCACCCGGUCCAUGGGCUUUACCAAUCAUUGGGAACCUCCACAUGAUAGGCAUGCUCCCCCACCGUGCCCUCGAAGCCCUAUCUAAAAAAUACGGCCCAAUCAUGUUAGUCCAACUCGGCAACAUCCCAACCAUCGUAGUCUCAUCCCCACGCGUGGCCGAGCUCUUCUUAAAGACCCACGACAUAGUCUUCGCUAGUCGCCCGAAUAUCCAAACGGCCAAGUACCUGACCUAUGAGAACAAAGGCAUGGCUUUUACAACGUACGGGUCGUAUUGGCGUAGUGUUAGGAAAUUGUGUACUUUAAAAUUAUUGAGUGUGGGGAAAAUUGAUGGGUAUGGAGUGAUGAGAAGGGAGGAGAUGGAAGCGUUAGUGCGGCGGUUGAAGGUGGCGGCCGUAGCGCGUGAGGUAGUAGAUUUGAGUGAGAAGGUGGAAGGAGUGAUAGAGGACAUGACUUGUAAGAUGGUGUUUGGGAGGAGUAGUGAUGAGAGGUUUGAUUUGAAGGCUGUUGUUCAGAAGUCUCUGGUAAUACUGGGAGCUUUCAAUAUUGCAGACUUUGUCCCUAUCUUGGCUCCAUUUGACCUCCAGGGUUUGACUCGAAGCAUCAAAGAAGCCAGCAAAGCCAAUGACACAAUCUUGGAGAUCAUCAUCACUGAGCACGAACAAGACCCUGCUAGAUUUCACCAAACCCAUGACAAAAAAGACUUCAUUGAUGUAAUGUUGUCAUUAAUGAACAACAAAUCCUCAAAAACAACCCACGACGAGCCCUCCUACUCCAUCGAUCGCAACAACAUCAAAGCGAUCGCAGUCGACAUGAUUGUCGGAGCAAUCGACACCUCGAGCACUGCAAUCGAGUGGGUCAUGUCAGAGAUCCUGACCCACCCAAGGGUGGCUCAAAAGAUCCAACAAGAACUCAUGAGUGUCGUUGGAGGAGAGAGAAUGGUAGCAGAAACGGAUUUGGUAAAGUUGGAGUACUUAGAAAUGGUUAUUAAAGAGACUUUGAGGAUUCACCCAGUCGCUCCAUUAUUGCUCCCACAUGAAUCAAUGGAGGAUAUUGUCAUCGAUGGCUAUUUCAUAUCUAAGAAUUCACGGGUUUUGGUGAAUUCUUGGGCUAUGGGCCGAGACCCAUGUAUCUGGUCUGACAAUGUUGGGGAGUUUUUACCCGAGAGGUUCAUUAAUGGACACGUGGACAUCCGGGGAAGGGAUUUUCAACUUAUACCGUUCGGGUCAGGUCGGAGGGGGUGCCCUGGGAUGCAUUUGGGGCUAACUAACAUUCGGUUGGUAGUGGCUCACUUGAUGCAUUGCUUUGAUUGGAAAUUGCCUAAUGGGAUGAAACCAAAUGAAUUGAAUAUGAGUGAGAAAUUUGGCUUGUCAUUACCAAGAGCCAAACACUUGCUUGCAAUUCCAACUUAUCGUUUAUAGAAAUGUGCUCUCAUGUGAACUUUAAAUUUGUGCGCAAGUAUUUAUUUAUUACUUUGAUAUGCAAUUUUAAUGGUUCUUGUGUUUUAUUUCUUUUAUAUUUGUUUAGAGCAUAUGUAAGUGCCAUGCUUCUCUUUACUUUAGAGAGAAGCAACUGUACGGUUGAGUUUACUAUAUGAAAUUUAUCAAGUAUGUUAUUUCGAUAA
Messenger RNA from Camellia sinensis, 1782 nucleotides. RefSeq names its product cytochrome P450 CYP736A12. Gene Ontology annotation, molecular function: monooxygenase activity; heme binding; oxidoreductase activity, acting on paired donors, with incorporation or reduction of molecular oxygen. The record is from RefSeq and is a predicted model, not a curated record. Lineage: Eukaryota; Viridiplantae; Streptophyta; Magnoliopsida; Ericales; Theaceae.